CGACACACGAAACCGAAAUCGAAAUUGACAUUUGUCCAGUGAUCAAUUCUAAUACGACGUGAUUUGAUCAACGUCAGAUGUAACUUGAGUAUCACAACUUUUGGGUCUGAACGAUUAAAAAUACCCACGCGACCAAAAUGCAAGUUCUAUCCCGAGAUUGAUUUCCCGAUCAGCGCCACCGUUCCCGCUACCAGCAUAGGCUACUGUCGUCCUACGAUCGCAACAUAGUGAAUCGCGAACGGGAUGCGUUGUUUUCUAGACGUCCUAGCCCCGAAUUUAUCGUUAAUGUAGCGCUUGCCUUCACGGCAAAUGUCCGCUUCCCAGUUCAGGUAGCAGUGACAGUGACGCAGUCAAGGAUGCACCGUAAAAAAGGCCUAUUUUGGAAGAUUGAAGGGUCUCCCUACGGAUAUUCAACACCGUACGAACUCUUCGAUGCUGCCAAAGGGAGCCGAUCGUUCGUGCAGAAACUACGACUGGAAGUGAAACUACCGGUGCACAACGGUUGCGUGAACACAAUAUGCUGGAACGAAGCUGGCACCUACAUCUUGUCAGGCUCGGACGAUCAGCACCUAUGCAUCACAAAUGCGCACACGCAUACGAUACUGGCCUUCAUUAGAACGGGCCACACAGCCAAUAUCUUCAGUGCCAAGUUCCUGCCAAGCUCCGGAGAUAGACUGCUGGUAUCCUGCUCCGGCGAUGGAGCCAUCUUGUUUUCGGAUGUGGAGCGCCCCGAGACGAGCCUGCGCAACCUGUUCAGCUGCCACUUCGGCACUGCGUACGAGAUUGCGACGGUCCCCAACGACCCCCACAGCUUCCUGUCGUGCGGCGAGGACGGCACAGUGCGGUGGUUCGACCUGCGCACCAAGACCAGCUGUUCCACCGAGGAGUGCUCCGAGGAUGUGCUGAUCAACUGUCAUCGUGCCAUCACGUCCAUCGCGGUGAAUCCCCUGACACCCUUCCACUUGGCUGUUGGGUGCUCCGACUCUGCAGUCAGGGUGUUCGACAGGCGCAUGCUGGGAACACGCACAACAGGGAACUACAUGAGCAACAGCUCGGAUGCCAUGAUAUCGAGGCUCGUCAUUCCCGAAUUCGAGGGGCGGAGCCACAGGAUCACGUCUCUCACGUACAGCCCCAACGGUCGUGAGAUGCUAGUCAGCUACUCUUCAGAUUACGUCUAUCUGUUUGACGCAGAGGGGUGUAGACAAGAACCUAAAGUCUAUGGAGCAGAUGGAAAAUCAUCAAAUACCACAGAGUCCAAACAGAAAGAAGCUCGCCUGUCAAUGAAACGACUGAGGGUGCGAGGAGACUGGUCGGACACUGGACCCAAUGCGAGGCCCGAGUGCGAGAUGAGAGCCCUGGGCGAGCAGCAGCCGCGCUCCCUACACGCCAGCCUGAUGCAGCGCAUGUCGGACGUCCUGACGCGCAUGUUCAACUCGAGCACCACGGCGUCCUCGUCCCGCGGCAGGGCAGCCCCCUCCCUCUCCUCUUCCUCCUCCCCCUCGCCCGUGCAGAGUGCGGGGGAGAGCUCCACCGACGAAGACGCCGAGGCCACCGUUGCACGCCACUCCCGCAGCCUGAGGUUGGCUAGAGCCAUCAAACAGCGAAUCCGACAAAAGAUGGCCAGCAGAGCAGCCGCGGCGGCGGCGGCGACGGCGGCAACAACGGCAGCAACAACAACUACAACUACAACAACAACAACAGCAACAACAACAACGGAAGCGGUUGCAGCAAUACCUGACGCAGAUGGCGAGAAUGCCGCCACUUCAGAUCUGGCUGCUGCAGCUUCCAGCUCCUCAUCCACUGCCGCUGCUGUCCUUGAUCUGUCCCAGGCAGGCACGUCCAACUCGGCGGCUUCACAUGAGUCAAGCAGUCGGCAGCAAGCAGAAGACUCCUCUUGUCUCGUGUGCAACAGGCACUGCACGGAACUCAUGGUUCGACUGCACUAUGGCGGACGCAGCAGCAACAGCGGAAUCAACGCAACAGAAAACAGUGCGUCGCACACGACGCCGGAUGUUCAAGGUCCUCGUCCGCCGGAUCGUCCGGAGGACGACGGCAACGACAACAAUGAUGAAGACGACGACGAAGACGAGAAUGUCGCCUUUCACGACUCGGUGGAAAGCAUAUCGGAGAACGAGUGCUUCCAAUCGGCAGCAGAGAACAUAUCACCUGCCCAUGAAAACGGACAAGGGGAGCCGUCAUCGGACGAUGCGUUGCUGCCGCCCAAAAACGACCGCCCUCUAGCAGAUUCUUCCUCCAGGGCCUUCAGGAGUCUCAGUGCAGAGAACACAAGCGAGGACGAAAGCACAAAUUUGACUGAGGACGGAAGUUUUCCUUGGAGAAGACAAUCACACGCCCGGUCUCAGUCACCACCUCUGUCACGGGAGGCCUCUCGGUUUGGAAGAACACUGUCAAGAUCCGAAGAGACGGUGAUGUCUGCCUCCGAGAGCGUCCUGCGAGCCAUGGCUGAGGACGCGCAACUCGAAAAGGAUCAGGUGGAAGAGCUCUCGUGCCCAAGGCUCGUGCUAGGGCCCAGUGCCCGCAGAAGAUACACCGGUCACCGUAACUCGAGGACAAUGAUAAAAGAGGCGACAUUCUGGGGCAACGACUUUGUGAUGAGCGGCUCGGAUUGUGGUCACAUCUUCAUCUGGGACAAGGAGACCUGCGAGCUGGUCAUGAUCAUGGAGGCAGAUCAUCAUGUUGUGAACUGCCUGCAGCCUCAUCCCUUUGACCCAGUGUUGGCAUCCAGUGGUAUAGACUAUGAUAUCAAGAUCUGGGCUCCGCUCAAAGAAGAGCCCUUCUUCGAUGCUGAAAAGGCUGCUGAGAUGAUCAAACGCAAUGAGGUGAUGCUUGAAGAGACCAAGGACACCAUCACUGUGCCGGCCUCGUUCAUGAUUCGCAUGCUGGCAUCGUUGAAUCACUUGCGCUCAGCUGGUUCAGGAGUCCAGGGAUGGCGCAGACUGGUGCGCGAAGCUCGGACUGACGACUCCGACAGCAGUAAUCACUGAGGAAACAUGCCUCCUCGGCGUUUCCUUUGUUUUGCAUAACCACAGAUCCCUAAAUUUGUACCUCAUUUUGGCCAGUAGAGAUCCUUCGCUCAGCUAGUCUGCCAUUCAAACAUUUUACGACGACGUUUAGCAAAGUAUGUGCCGGCUUGCGCAACUGCGGUCCAUGCUGCAAGCGCCGAGAAAGACUAUGGACUUCUUAAUGUUGAUUUUUUUUUUUUCUUGCUUUUUACUACUAUAUUUAUUAUAUCUGACCUCCUUUGGUCACUGUUGCGUUGAGUGCGUGGAAUAGGUUUUUUCGAGUAUCGGACGCACAGGCGGCCAAUGUUUUGAGUUGGGAAUAAAACACUGUUACUGCUGUGA
Molecule: messenger RNA, 3365 nt
Organism: Ixodes scapularis (black-legged tick)
Lineage: Eukaryota; Metazoa; Arthropoda; Arachnida; Ixodida; Ixodidae
Product: DDB1- and CUL4-associated factor 6
Exons: 19
Coding region: 357-3005 (882 amino acids)
Biological process (GO): positive regulation of transcription by RNA polymerase II
Cellular component (GO): Cul4-RING E3 ubiquitin ligase complex; cytoplasm
Molecular function (GO): protein binding
Source: RefSeq, a predicted model, not a curated record